This is a messenger RNA of Jatropha curcas, 2348 nucleotides long. It is a transcript of the gene CSLA02, whose product is annotated as cellulose synthase-like A02. Gene Ontology annotation, molecular function: mannan synthase activity. The record is from RefSeq and is a predicted model, not a curated record. NCBI's taxonomy places the organism in Eukaryota, Viridiplantae, Streptophyta, Magnoliopsida, Malpighiales, Euphorbiaceae. Gene Ontology annotation, cellular component: Golgi apparatus.
CUAUCUAUUGCCUUCCUCUUUCACACAAAAACACAUACACAUUGCACUUCUCUCUCUUUUCUCUCUCUCUCUCUUCCUCUGCCUCAAGACUAUUCUGUCUCUGUUUCUUUUCUGUUUCGUCUUGCAAGAAAAAGAAACAGAAUUAUUGCUUGGGUCAGAUUGUGGGAGAAGAGGCUCCGAAAGAGUGGAAAAGUUCAGAUUUUUUUUUUUUUUCUGGUGCUUUCCUUUCCUGUUGAAAACAGAAAGAAAAUGCUGAGACUUUGAUUGGGUUUUUUUUUUCUUAUUUUCCUCUUUAAUAUUGGAUUUGGUACCAGUUAUAUACAAACUCAAUCUCAUCCGCAUUGUUAAAUAUUCAAAACCCGUAUCACAAUCAGAUCUAUUUCUCUUAUUGUUGUACUUCCCUUGUUUUGUUUCGUACUGUAAUUAACAUAUUUGUCACCUUAUCCCCUGUUUCGCUCUGUUUUUGCUCUGUUCUUAGAGAAAAACAGAGAUGGCGGAGGAUUCACCAAAAUUUAUAAUUCCAGAAUCAUUUCAAAUUUCAAGAGAUGAUUUUGGAGCUCAAAUUGGACUCAUAUGGGAGUUGAUAAAAACCCCAUUGAUAGUUCCUCUGUUGACACUCGGUGUUUAUGUUUGCUUGGCCAUGUCACUUAUGCUUUUCAUGGAAAGGCUUUAUAUGGGUAUUGUUAUAAUCCUUGUUAAGCUUUUCUGGAAGAAACCAGAAAAACGUUACAAGUGGGAACCUAUACAAGAUGAUUUGGAAUCUGGCAAUUCGAAUUUCCCUGCCGUGCUUGUUCAAAUUCCAAUGUUCAAUGAAAGAGAGGUUUACAAGCUGUCAAUUGGAGCAGCAUCUAAUCUUUCUUGGCCAGCAGAUCGUUUAGUGAUCCAAGUUCUUGAUGAUUCAACCGACCAAGAAAUCAAGAAAAUGGUGGAGCUAGAAUGCCAGAGAUGGGCAAGCAAAGGAGUAAAUAUUGUAUACCAAAUAAGAGAAACUAGAGGAGGCUAUAAAGCCGGUGCUUUAAAAGAAGGCUUAAAGAGAAGUUAUGUUAAACACUGUGAAUACGUUGUUAUCUUUGAUGCUGAUUUCCAGCCUGAGCCUGACUUUCUCAGACGUGCCAUUCCUUUCUUGGUCCACAAUCCUGACAUUGCUCUCGUUCAAGCUCGCUGGAGAUUUGUGAAUGCAGAUGAGUGUUUGUUGACAAGAAUGCAAGAAAUGUCAUUAGAUUACCAUUUUACAGUGGAGCAAGAAGUUGGAUCAGCAACUCAUGCAUUCUUUGGUUUCAAUGGUACUGCUGGGGUAUGGAGAAUUGCGGCCAUUAACGAGGCUGGUGGAUGGAAGGACAGAACCACUGUAGAAGACAUGGAUCUUGCUGUUCGAGCUAGUCUUAGAGGAUGGAAAUUUGUUUAUCUUGGUGACCUACAUGUGAAAAGUGAACUUCCUAGUACUUUCAAGGCCUUCAGGUUUCAGCAGCAUAGGUGGUCUUGUGGUCCUGCUAAUCUGUUCAGGAAAAUGGUUAUGGAAAUAGUUAGAAAUAAGAAAGUGAGAUUCUGGAAAAAGGUUUAUGUGAUCUAUAGUUUCUUCUUCGUUCGCAAGAUCAUUGCUCAUAUGGUGACAUUUUGGUUCUACUGUGUUGUUCUUCCACUAACCAUUUUGGUUCCUGAAGUUAAAGUUCCAAUUUGGGGAGCUGUUUAUAUUCCUUCAAUUAUUACCAUUUUAAAUUCAGUAGGAACUCCAAGGUCAAUUCAUUUACUGUUCUAUUGGAUUCUCUUCGAGAAUGUGAUGUCUUUGCAUCGAACAAAAGCAACACUCAUUGGUCUGCUAGAAGCAGGAAGAGCUAAUGAAUGGGUUGUUACUGAAAAACUGGGAAAUACACUUCAAAAAAAUGCAGAAGCCAAGAAAAAUAAUCUUAAACCGCCAAGAAAACUCCGAUUCAAAUUCGGUGACAGGCUUAACACAUUGGAGUUGGGGUUUGCAGCAUUUCUUUUCUUGUGUGGAUGUUAUGAUUUUGUUAAUGGCAAGAACAACUACUUUGUAUACCUCUUCCUUCAAACAAUCACUUUCUUUAUCACCGGAAUCGGAUAUGUCGGCACCAUCAUUCCUAGCUCUUAGUCUUAGCAGCAGCAGAAGAAGUGGCUUCUGACACGGAAAAAUCCGCGUGAAGCCCUUUAUUGUUCUUCUCAUGUUGUGUCUAUGUUUUUCUCCCCUGCAACACAAUUUAUAAGUGGGGAACUAUCAGAAAUGAUUGAUUUGAGUUCACUUAAGAAAAAAAAUGUCAUUCCAUAUGCUUUGCUAGAAAACUAGGAAAGUCAUAGUCAUGACUUCUUUAGAGACAAAAAAAAAAAAAAAAAAA